UGGUGUGAAACGCCGUAGAUGUCGUAGACGACAGUAUACUCUAGAUUCUAGCACAACACGUGACUGGUCAUAUCUUAGCUUGGGCGAAGCGUUACUGAGCUCGAGUUUUCGAUAGUCCGCCAAGCAGACUCGCUGUUAGGUCCUCGCUGCUGUCUUGUGUACACAUCCUGGAAACCCAUUUUGAAUGGGUUCAUAUCCAGCAGUUUUCCAGCUAUGCAGCAUGGCACCUUCUCUGAAGGACGACAUUUUUGAAUGGGUUUAUUUCCAACAGUUAUUCAGCCAUGUAGCAUGGAACCUUCUCUGAACGAUCACCUAUACAGCAAGACAGCUUUUAUGAAGGAAGACCAGACCGACUGCCCCGAUCAUUUUAACCUUUCAAUAAGGUUGACGAACUGGUGCUGGUUGCCUUCAACGACGCCUUCCAGGGUACAGGUGAUGACGAUGAGAAACUUUCAGUUUGUUGUCAUGGCCAUGCUGUUAGCAUGCCGAAUCACGAGCGCCGAGGACAGUGAGACGCAGGCCGAUGGAGGAGAAACACAAAAUAAACCAGAAACACCAGAAAAAAAACAAACCGUUGAUAUUGCGGGCUUCUAUUCAUCGCACUCUCUCAUUUGGAUUUUGGGACUGACCACAUCGCACCACCCAUGUAUGUUAGACGCCGUUGACGAGACAAAUACCAGUUACACCUCUUUUACGAGGUACUCCAAGGGGACGGGAAGCUUCCACAGAAAGCACCUCAUUGGAAAAUUCAUGCAAAGGAGUCAAGAAAAUAACUACAACGCUAUGGAGGUAUCUCCAGCGGGGCACAGCAAUCGCCGACGAGUGCGCACGACAUCUUGGAGAGGCACGGAAACAAUGCUUUACGAAAGCAGUGACCAAAUGUGUGCUUUGUUUACCGCAUCUUACACUGAACGACCCAGCGAUCUUUCUGCAACAAAGCAGAAAGAUAUAAAUAAUCGGCGACAAGCAGCGACAAUUGAGUACGACUUCCGGGUGAAAGAAGAAAUUGCGGGAACUUCAGCGGAAACAACGUGCUUAGAAGAACUGAAAGCUUACUUUCGGACCCUAGGCAAACAAACAGCUGCCGUAGAACAGGGAAGUGCAACCAAUUGUAAGAAUCUGUGUAAGGGCGACAGCCUCUGCAACGCUGCUUUGACAGAGCGGCAGUCCGACAGCGGAAGCGUGACGCAAUAAAGUAUUUGCAAAGCUCA
Rhipicephalus sanguineus (brown dog tick) is the source of this 1211-nucleotide messenger RNA. RefSeq lists its product as uncharacterized. The transcript is spliced from 12 exons. The record is from RefSeq and is a predicted model, not a curated record. Lineage: Eukaryota; Metazoa; Arthropoda; Arachnida; Ixodida; Ixodidae. Bases 253 to 1194 code for a protein of 313 amino acids.